CAUGGAGAAGCAAGUGCUUGAGUCCUCCGAGGAGCGAACCUUUCAGUACCAAGAUUCUCUGCCCUCCCUGCCGGUGCCACCUCUUGAUGAGUCUUUAAGUAAAUACCUCGAUGCAGUUAAACCAUUUCUAAAUCAAGAAGAAUAUCAAAGAACUGAGGAUAUAGUUAAAAAGUUUGAAAAUGGGAUUGGGAAUCAUCAGAAAUUACUGGAAAGAGCUAAAACGAGAAGGAAUUGGUUGGAGAACUGGUGGCUGAAUGUGGCUUAUCUUGAUCUUCGCAUAUCAACGCAAAUACACUGUAAUAUGGGAGGCCCUGGUCCCUAUCUUGAGCACUGUUGGCCACCAAAAGUGGGCACUCAGCUAGAAAGAGCAAGUGUAAAUAUAUGGCACACCCUGAAAUUCUGGGAUCUGCUACGAGCAGAGAAGGUGGCUAUAGAGAGAUCUGGGAAUGCUGUUCUGGACAUGAACCAGUUCCGAAUGCUCUUCUGCACUUGCAAAAUUCCUGGAUUUACUAGAGACUCAAUCGUCAACUUUUUUAAAACUGAGACUGAAGGUGAAUGCCCAUCUCACUUAAUAGUCCUGUGUCGAGGUCGAGUGUUUGCGUUUGAUGCUAUGCACGAAGGCAAUAUGGUGACUCCGCCGGAGAUUUUCAGGCAACUUACGUAUAUCCAGAAAAGAUGCCAUAGUGAACCGGAUGGACCAGGACUGGCAGCUCUAACAAGCAAUGAAAGGACAAAAUGGGCAGAGUUACGUGAAUAUUUGAUUAAUCUUGAUCCAAAGAAUUUAACUCUUCUGGAAAAGGUUCAGAGAAGUUUGUUUGUGGUCUGCCUCGAUGACUCUAGUCCCUACGCAACUCCUGAGGACUACACCGAGCUUACAAGGCUGGGACUAGCCGGUGAUCCAACUGUACGCUGGGGAGAUAAAUCCUACAACAGCAUAUUCUUCUCCAAUGGAAUCUGUAGCGCGUUCUGUGAUCAUUCUCCUUUUGAUGCCAUGGCGUUGAUUACCAUGUUAGCUUACACUGAAAAGACGAUUAUUGAAAAUGAGGGAAAAUGGAAGGGAUCAGAUAAAGUGAGGGAUAUUCCAUGGCCAGAGGAACUUGUAUUCACAGUGGAUCAAAAAGUCAUAAGUGAAAUUGGACGUACUAAAGAAAUAUAUUACAAAAAGGUGUCUGACUUGCAGCUAGUGCAUUAUGCCUUCACAUCGUUCGGCAAAGCAUUGCUUAGAACGAAGAAACUUCAUCCAGACACGUUUGUGCAGCUUGCCCUUCAGCUUGCUUAUUACAAAUGCCAUGGACGCCCGGGCUGCUGUUACGAAACUGCCAUGACCAGGCGUUUCUAUCAUGGCCGCACAGAGACCAUAAGAUCAUGUACUGUGGAAGCAGUGGAAUGGUGCAAGUCCAUGCUGGAUCCUUCUGAUGGUAUAUAUCAACGACUACAGCUGAUGCAUAAGGCAUUUGCAAAACACAAUAAAAUGAGGAAAGAAUGUGAGAAUGGAAAAGGCUUUGAUCGUCAUCUUCUGGGUCUCCUACUCAUAGCACAGGAGCAAGGACUGCCAGUGCCAGAACUUUAUGUGGAUAAAGCCUUCACAGCUAGUGGAGGAGGUGGGAAUUUUGUUCUUUCAACUAGUCUGACUGGCUACACUAGAUUUAGUGGAUCUACACUCCCUAUGGUAGAGCACGGCUAUGGCUUCUUUUAUUCAAUCAGAGAUGACAGGAUCGUUAUUACCUGUUCUUCUUGGAAAUCAUGUCCAGAGACUGAUGCAGAAGUGUUAUGUAGAACUGUGUUUCAGUGUUUCCGGGACAUGCUACAAUUAACUGUUGCAGCUCAGCUGUAA
Apaloderma vittatum (bar-tailed trogon) is the source of this 1834-nucleotide messenger RNA. RefSeq names its product carnitine O-octanoyltransferase (gene CROT). Gene Ontology annotation, cellular component: peroxisome. Bases 2 to 1834 code for a protein of 610 amino acids. NCBI's taxonomy places the organism in Eukaryota, Metazoa, Chordata, Aves, Trogoniformes, Trogonidae. Gene Ontology annotation, molecular function: carnitine O-octanoyltransferase activity. The transcript is spliced from 16 exons. The record is from RefSeq and is a predicted model, not a curated record.